UCCAUUUGUGUGGAAAGGAAAACAAAAAUCAUCCUCUCUGUCCUUCUCUCUCUCUCUGUCCCGAGCGAUUCGCGCGGAUCUCAAAUUGACAUUCGCAAACAAACAUGCGCGCGAUCUCUCUGUGUCUCUGAGAGGCCCUUUUCUGAAGCUCGGCAUCGAGAGCACAUCGGCUCCUCCCCAAGGCUCUCGAUCCGGCCCCAAAACCAAUCGCAACCGCCACAUGUAGUCUUCGUCUUCUUCGGCAUCACCAUCAUCUUCGUCAAACUCUGAUUAGUGAUUGAUUGGCGUGAAAAGGGAUGGAGAGCAUAGCGGCGCAGUUGAGGAGGGGGAUAUCGCGGCAGUUCUCGACGGGGGCGCUGCGGAGGACGCUGAGCAGGCAGUUCACGAGGCAGUCGUCGCUGGACCCGAGGAAGAACAAUCCGAGGUUCAGCUUCGGGAGGCAGUCGUCUCUGGACCCGAUACGCCGGAGCCCCAGCCAGGACGCUGCCGGAUUGGAGCUGUCGGUGCCGGAGAACCUGGACGCCACGAUGCAGCUUCUGUUCAUGGCGUGCAGAGGAGACGCGAAGGGGGUGGAGGAUCUGCUCAACGAAGGGAUCGACGUCAACAGCAUCGACUUGGACGGGAGAACCGCGCUGCACAUCGCUUCCUGCGAAGGCCACGUCGAGGUCGUCAAGCUCUUGCUCAGCAGGAAGGCCAACAUCGAUGCUCGUGAUCGCUGGGGGGGCACGGCAGCUGCUGAUGCUAAAUAUUACGGAAAUACAGAAGUCUACAAUAUUUUGAAAGCCCGUGGAGCCAAAAUUCCGAAAAUCAGGAAGACGCCUAUGGCUGUCGCAAAUCCUCGAGAAGUUCCAGAGUAUGAGCUUAAUCCACAGGAACUUCAGGUUCGGAAAAGUGACGGGAUCUCAAAGGGAACAUAUCAAGUGGCUAAGUGGAAUGGCACAAAGGUUUCCGUAAAGAUACUUGACAAGGACAGCUAUUCAGAUCCUGAAAGCAUAAAUGAUUUCAAACACGAGCUAACAUUGUUAGAAAAGGUUCGGCAUCCUAAUGUGCUUCAGUUUGUUGGAGCUGUUACCCAAAAUAAACCUAUGAUGAUUGUUUCAGAGUAUCAUCCAAAAGGUGACUUGGGCAAUUAUCUUCAAAAGAAAGGGCGUCUGUCUCCAUCCAAAGUUCUAAGAUUUGCUCUUGAUAUUGCUAGGGGCAUGAAUUAUCUUCAUGAAUGUAAACCAGACCCAAUUAUCCACUGUGACUUAAAGCCAAAAAAUAUUUUUCUGGAUAAUGGAGGUCAGUUGAAAGUAGCUGGAUUUGGUCUGAUAAGAUUGUCCAAAAUGGCACCAGCCAAAGCCAAACUAGCGCAGCCAGGGCCUGACCGUUCAAACUUGUAUAUGGCACCCGAGCUUUACAAAGAUGAGAUAUUUGACAGAAGUGUGGAUGCCUAUUCUUUCGGUCUGAUUCUAUAUGAGAUGAUUGAGGGUAUACAGCCUUUCCACCCCAAGUCUCCAGAAGAAGCCGCAAUAAUUAUGUGCUUAGAAGGAAAGAGACCGCUUUUCAAGAUGAAAGCAAAAGGUUAUCCUCCAGAGCUAAAAGAGUUGGUUGAGGAAUGUUGGGAUGAACAAGCAGUUGUUAGACCAACUUUUUCUGAGAUCAUCGUACGGCUGGACAAAAUAGUAGCAACUUGCUCAAAACAAGGAUGGUGGAAAGACGCUUUUAAGCUUCCUUGGAUCUAAGAGGAGGUCUUAGCAAAAGAAAAGAAAAGAGAAAAGAGAAAAAAAGAUAAAAGAAAAAAGAACAAAGAAAAAAAGAAGAGAAGUAUAAAGAAGAGGCACUCAAUUCCAUUGGAAAAAGGAAAAAAAGAGAAAAGAUUAAGGCGUUUUCGAUUCAAGUUUUGGAGUUUCAUACUGUACUACUAGUAUUUUGGAUAUAUUCAGAGUGAGUUUGAACAAAGUGGACAAAGAUUAAGAAAAGAAGAUAGUUUAUCUCUCAUUCUUUGUCCUCGUAGGGAGCUGGGCCAAUCCCCUUUCUUUGUAUAAUGUUAUGAAGGAGCUUUGUUUUUACUUGUAACCCCAUGAAUAAUUUAUCCACGAAGGAGAGUUGGUCCACAAUCUGUAAACUGUAAUUAAUGUUGGGGGCUACGUAAUUGACUCCAAAUAAUUGGAAUGAGUUAAUGGUUGUGAUUUCUAUAACUAUCAA
Molecule: messenger RNA, 2187 nt
Organism: Corylus avellana
Lineage: Eukaryota; Viridiplantae; Streptophyta; Magnoliopsida; Fagales; Betulaceae
Product: integrin-linked protein kinase 1
Biological process (GO): protein phosphorylation
Molecular function (GO): protein serine/threonine kinase activity; ATP binding; protein binding
Source: RefSeq, a predicted model, not a curated record